AUGCAUCUAGAACGGUAUCUUUGGUUGUGUAUUCUGAUCAAUGUCGUGGUCGCAAAGGAGUACAUUAUCAGACUAAAAAAUAAUUACAGCAUCACUAAAUUUAUGAACUCAGAUGUCUUCAAUCUGCCUAACAGAAAAGUCUCCGACUUCAUCCUCGACAACGGCCACCAGAUCAAGAAAGUAAUCGAAUUCGGUAAUUUCAAAUGCUUCAUAGUGGAUGAUUCGACGGAUAAGAGAAUUUCCCUGGACUUGAUGGAGAGAUUAAGAAAGCAUCCCUUUGUUCAAGACAUAACACCAAAUAUUAAAGUUGAGCUUUACGGGGAUGCAGAACAUCAGGGCGCCGACAAUGAUAAUCACAAUGACACUGAUAUGGUAGAGGAAACUGUCUGGCAAGAUGACGACGAUAGUGAAGAUCAAGAUGACGACGAAUAUAAAGGUGUGGAUAUACAGUUUGGGGCCCCAAGACAUCUAGGGAAACUCUCCUCGCGCCACCAGCUCCCAUACAAUGUGAAAGAUGAGAAGGAGUUUAAAGAGUUCAUCCAUUACUAUUACGACAGAUAUUAUCAAGGGACUAAUUCUGUAGUCUAUAUAAUUGACACUGGGGUUUACAAAGAACACAAGGAGUUUGGUAAUCGAGUACAUUUUGGUGGAGACUUUAUUGGUGAAGGAAAAGGGGAUUACAACGGACAUGGGACGCAUGUGGCAGGUUUGAUUGGAUCCAAAACGUUCGGCGUAGCAAAGAAUGUCACAUUGUUUGACGUGAAGGUAUUGGACCAAAAAGGUUUCGGUAAUUUAACAUCAGUACUAGAAGGAAUUGAAUUUGCCGUGAACAACUGUAAACUGAAACAGCAACCAAUGGGGAAAAACUGUGUGAUCAAUAUGUCAUUGGGAACAAUCAGGAAUCCAAUAAUCAAUGAAGCAAUUAAAGAAGCGUUCCUAAGUGGGAUAACACCAGUUGUUGCAGCAGGUAAUAACAAUUUUAGCGCCUGUUGGACAUCGCCAGCCUCAUCAAAUUUUGCAAUCACUGUAGGGGCCAUGGAUGAUAGAACAGAUACAAUUGCUGUGUUUUCAAAUUGGGGACAAUGUGUCGAUAUCUUUGCGCCAGGUGUUAGGAUUAAGUCAUUGUCGAAUCGAAUGUUAGAAAACGGUGUAAUCCAUUCUGGAACAUCAAUGGCUUCGCCAAUAGUGGCAGGUUUGGUCGCAAUAUUGAUGGAAAAGGGUUAUAAAUGCGAUGAAAUUAAACAGAAGCUGAUAGAUGAUUCUUCAAAAAGUAUAUUUAGUAAGUUAACUUUAUUCUUCAAAUAUGGUACACCUAAUAGAGUCAUAUAUAAUGGUAUUGAAGAAGUCAUAAACGUGAAUAAAGAAAAUAUUAGACAAAGAGAAGAAACGGACGAAUCAAAAGAAUAUGAUACAAUUGAAGACAUAGAUGAUAGUGCUAAUGAGACUAAGACAGAAGAAGACGAUGACAAUUUCGAAGAACAUGACCCUGAUUAUUCAAAUGAACCAUUGAAUGAUGAUGAUGACACUGAUGUUGAAAAUACUCCCGACAAAGAUGGUUUCCAUGAUGGAUCUUCAAAUAAUGGCGAUAAAUCAUCAAAUGAGGAGGAGGAGGACACAAGCAGCGACGAAGAUUCAAGUUACUAUAAACCUCCGUUAUCACAUUCUAGAAGGAAAUUUUUUGACAAGUUUCAUAAGAUAGGAAGAUUUAAGUAUCCAUCAAUCAAAAUUCAUGAGCUAGCUAAGUAUAUGAGGAGCUAUAAGCCAGUCAAGAACGUCUUUGAAGAUUCAGAAAAUCUUUAUCUUGAUGUACUGUGGAUAUCUUGA
Tetrapisispora phaffii CBS 4417 is the source of this 1824-nucleotide messenger RNA. It is a transcript of the gene RRT12, whose product is annotated as Rrt12p. Gene Ontology annotation, molecular function: serine-type endopeptidase activity. Gene Ontology annotation, biological process: proteolysis. The coding region runs from base 1 to 1824 and encodes 607 amino acids. The transcript has a single exon. NCBI's taxonomy places the organism in Eukaryota, Fungi, Ascomycota, Saccharomycetes, Saccharomycetales, Saccharomycetaceae. The record is from RefSeq and is a predicted model, not a curated record.